Molecule: messenger RNA, 2727 nt
Organism: Stegostoma tigrinum
Lineage: Eukaryota; Metazoa; Chordata; Chondrichthyes; Orectolobiformes; Stegostomatidae
Gene: c34h6orf47
Product: chromosome 34 C6orf47 homolog
Exons: 1
Coding region: 1536-2474 (312 amino acids)
Source: RefSeq, a predicted model, not a curated record
GAUUUUUCUCCUCACUUCUUAAAGACAUGCAAAAAAUAAAUCGUCUCGACACGUGGCAGUCAGUUGUUUCGGGAACCUGAUGUCUGGAAGACGAACUACCCCUGUCUCAGCCAGCAGGACUGCUUUGCUUCAAGCUCCCUUGCUCGCUACACACUAUCCUAACUUGAUAGUGAAGUUCUUCCACUGUCGCUAGGUCACGACUCCUGGAACUCGCUUCCUCACAGCACUGUCUCUCCACCUACACCAACCAAUGGUCCGCAGUGGUUCAGAUUCACGUAGUGAAUCACCCGCUCCUCUCGAAAGCAAUCGAAGAGCAGCAAAUAACACCACACCACAUCACGGAUUUUGUUUUGUUUUAAAAACGCUGCCUUGGAACUGGAAGUUGCUACUGGGCAAGCGCUGGAUUUUCCAAAGCGUUUGGGAAGGCAGGACACCCGGAGAACCACGUCUCCGUUUUGACAUCCUCUGGGAUACAGCAUUCUUCAGUCUCAGAUGUCUACUGACUCACCGCAGUGUCACAGGGGAUUUCCGCAAGUUGUAAAAGGGAAGGGGAUAAUGGAAUGCAAAACAAAGCGAUAUAUUGGACCUGCGGUUCAGUGGAUGGCAUUUUCAAUCGAGUGCUCAGAGGUUCCUGGGUUCAAGCCUCUCCCACUUCAGCUCUUUUGAGCGCGUAAUCCGGACUGAGGGGCGUUUCUCCUCUCUGGCGCUAUUUGAAAGCAGGAAAGGGGAGUCCUCCCCGCAUGCAACUUUCAACCACAGGUUGUCUGCCGUUUGGUUUGUGAGAUCAUACCGUGCGCGAAAUAACAGCCCACAGCAACAUUACGGCACGGGUGACAGAUGGAAGCAGUGAGAGUGCUUCCUUUGCCCGUGAAGCCCCGUUGGGCAGGCGCCACAGAAAUGCAGCUGGGGCAGGGAGGACAUGAUAACUAGGGCAAGGUUCGGGGAGCUGGCGGGGGGCGGCAGAGGAGGAGGAUCGCGGUUGGGCGACGCGCGGAAUUCGUUCUCCGCUGCGCUGCGACAGUUUCCCUUGAUCAUACAAAAGUUUUCCGAGCUUUAGGAGUAAAAAGGGUUUUGAGAGGAAUGUGAGCGGCUGCAGAAUAUGUCGCGCAUUUAUUUCUGCGGGAAUGUUGAGAGUUUUGGCCGCAGGAAGCAGCGCGGUCUUUGAGUUUCUGACAUUGUUGCAUUUUGCGAGACAGAGAGAGAGAGAGAGAGAGUGUGGAUUAUAAGCUUCUUACGUUUCCACAAAGUCCCUCCCUGCCAGAACGUCAGGAAGAAUUUCCGAUGUGAGAGAGAGAGAGAGAGAGAAGAAAAGAGCGAAAGAUCCCAAAUUCCCAGCUGUCUUCUCCACCACUCACCCCACCUCUCUCUCUCUCUCUCUCUCUCACACACUCACUCACUUUGCUGGGGAGUUGGCAGAGUUUUCUAAUUGUUUGCUGUCGCUUGGCCCAAGUUGUCGUAAUCGCCUGGUCUCUUUCCCUACCUCCCCCCCCCCCCACACACUCUCUCUCUGUCUCUCUCUGCUGCGUGCUGCUCGAAUGAGGACCAGAGCGGAGCCAAACGGCAGCCAGGAGCCGGGAAGAGGGACUCACAUCCCGGCCAGGUCCAAGAGAGGCCUCCUGGGCUGGCUGUUGCUGCUGCCGCCCCAACUGGCCGCCCUGCUGCUCGGCUGCAUCAGGCGUCUCAGAAACUGGCUACUGCCACCUCCGUGGCCCUGGAGGAGGAAGAGGAAGGAGAGGGAGAGGAGUGUGGAGCCGGAGUUGAAGGUGAAGGUGGAGGAGGAGGUGGUGCUGAAGAAUAAGGCGAGUCGAGCGACUUCCCUGGGGCGAGAGGAAGGAGGAGUGAGACGAGCGAAGGAGGUGGUGAGCCCAGCCGCCAGCACCGAGCCCGAGCCCCUGGAGAUCGGCUUCAACCUGGUGCGGCACCUCUUCGACGCGGCGGUGGUCUCCCUGCUGCUGGUGGCCUCUCCGCUGGCCCGGGCCGCGCUCGACGCUCUCGGCCUCCGCGGCCUGCUGCGCCUCUGGCUCCACGGCCUGGCGCUCUUCCUGGCCGCCUCGUACGGCCUGGCGCUGGCCGCCUGGCUGCUGCGGGCCUACCUGGCGCAGCUGUGCCUGCUGUUCGGCGCCGUCCAGCUGCUAGUGCUGGGGGUGAGCCUCCGGCAUCGGGGCCACCGCCUGGAGGACCGCCGCUGGGUGGACAACGGGCUGGAGGACCAUCCCUUGGAGGUCCAUCUCUUGGAGGACCGUCGCUGGGAGGACAACGGGGUGGAGGACCAUCCCUUGGAGGUCCAUCUCUUGGAGGACCGUCGCUGGGAGGACAAUGGGGUGGAGGACCAUCUCUUGGAGGACCCCCGCUGGGAGGACCAUCCCUUGGAGGACCACCGCUGGGAGGACAAUGGGUUGGAGGUCCAGCGCCUCGAUGAUCGUCUCGUGCAGUAUGUGGAGGCGGUUGGAGCAACGACAACAGGAAACCCCUGAUCUGAUGGUCGACCUCUUCUCCCUCAGAGUCAAAACCAAGGAGGUGGGACCCAUAUCUGUGAGCACCAAGGAAUUGUCGUCGUCGUCGUCGUUACUAAAUUUGUUACUGUUGACUUUGAAAAAGACGGACGUGACUCCUUUCCAGUUGCGUGCUUUUCCUUUGCACCCCACCCUACCCCCCCCAGAAAAAAAGACAAGAAAGUCUUCACUAACUGGAAAAUGGAUGCUAAUCCCCUCCACCACCGACCCCCCC